UCAAAUGCCAAAUCAUGAUGUUAUAUGUGAUGUAUGUAAAUGUUAUCCAAUAGUUGGUAUUCGAUAUAAAUGUGCAGUAUGUGAUGAUUAUAAUUUAUGUUCAAAAUGUCUUAAUUCAAAUCCAAAUCAAAAAGGACAUAAAGAUACUCAUUCAUUAACUCCGAUUAAACAAUCUCAACAAUCAUCAAAUCGAUCGACAGCUGCAACGCCACAUUCAACACCUCAACAGAUUGAUGUUUCACUUGCAAUUCAUAGUUAUAAUAUUGUUUUAGUGGUUGAUAUAUCAUUAUCAAUGAUUGGUUGUGACGGAUAUGGUCGAGUGUAUCCUUCUAAAAAUCGUUGGCCAGCAACAGAACGUGGAAUCAUUAAAAUUGCUAGUCAAUUAGGUUUAAAUGAUAGUUUUACUUGUCUUGCAUUUAAUGCCAAAGUUUAUGAAGUUAUGAAUGCUAAAUCUGCUGAUAUGGCUAAAUUAAAAUUAGCCUCCGUUUUAUCUUUUUUGAAACCAAACUUUAAUGAUACUAAUGGUGGAACUGCAUUAUAUGAUGCUAUUGAUUCCACAUUUCAAGUUUUAUUAAGAAACAAACUCGCAGGACUUUUAUUAGAUGAUUCAAAUCGAAAUCAAAUUAUUUUAAUAACAGAUGGAGAAGAUUGUAGUUCGAUAAAAUGUAAUUUACAACAAGCAUGUCAAAGAGUAAAGCAAAUUUGUGAUGAUUUUGAAACAGAUAUUUUAUUAGUUGGAAUUGGAUUAGAAACAAAAGGAAGACAAGCUAUGAAUCAAUUAAAACAAUCUGGAGGAAAAAGAUGUAAAUUUGUAGAUUUAGCAAGUUUAUCAGAAUUAGAUAAUAUUUUUGAUCGAAUAUCAUUUAUUUUUACACAACGAACAGCUGUUAUUAAUGUUUAA
Rotaria sordida is the source of this 901-nucleotide messenger RNA. The record is from the annotation of a GenBank genome assembly. Lineage: Eukaryota; Metazoa; Rotifera; Eurotatoria; Philodinida; Philodinidae.